CGGAUCUACCUGCGCUGACAUCGGCGGGGGAGGGGGGGAGCCACCAGAAGCAGCCUGUGGGGCGCUCGGCCGGAGUCGCUGUCCGCCGCCGCCGCCAUCCGCGCAUCGCCGCGCCCGACAGACCCCCCUCCCCUCCCCGCGCCAUGUCGGACUUCGACAGCAACCCUUUCGCCGACCCGGACCUCAACAACCCUUUCAAGGAUCCUUCAGUUACACAAGUGACGAGAAAUGUUCCUCCAGGAUUAGAUGAAUACAACCCUUUCUCAGAUUCAAGAACACCACCACCAGGAAAUGUCAAAGUUCCCAAUGUGCCCAGUACGCAGCCAGCUAUAAUGAAACCAACUGAGGAACCACCUGCUUACACACAGAUUGCAAAGGAACAUGCCCUGGCCCAGGCUGAACUCCUUAAGCGUCAAGAAGAAUUAGAAAGAAAAGCAGCUGAACUAGAUCGCAGGGAAAGAGAGAUACAGAGCCUCAACCAGCAGGGAGGAAGAAAGAACAAUUGGCCUCCACUACCUGGGAAUUUCCCAGUGGGACCCUGUUUUUACCAGGAUUUCUCCGUAGACAUUCCUGUAGAAUUCCAGAAGACAGUAAAGAUUAUGUACUACUUGUGGAUGUUUCAUGCAGUGACGCUGUUUCUUAACAUCUUUGGAUGUCUGGCCUGGUUUUGCCUACAGCCCAUUCGAGGAGUUGACUUCGGAUUGAGUAUUCUCUGGUUCUUGCUUUUUACUCCUUGUUCAUUUGUCUGCUGGUACAGACCACUUUAUGGAGCCUUCAGGAGUGACAGUUCUUUCAGAUUCUUCGUUUUCUUUUUUGUGUACAUUUGUCAAUUUGCUGUGCAUGUACUUCAGGCUGCAGGAUUCCAAGGAUGGGGCAAUUGUGGAUGGAUUUCAUCCCUCACUGGGCUCAAUCUUAGCAUUCCAGUAGGCAUUAUGAUGAUAAUCAUAGCAGCGCUUUUCACAGCAUCUGCUGUCAUCUCACUAGUAAUGUUUAAAAAGGUACAUGGUCUCUACCGCACAACUGGAGCAAGUUUUGAGAAGGCCCAACAAGAAUUUGCAACGGGGGUGAUGUCCAACAAAACUGUACAAACUGCUGCAGCCAAUGCUGCGUCAACAGCAGCAACUAGUGCUGCUCAAAAUGCUUUCAAGGGUAACCAAAUAUAGCGAAAAGAAAUGAAAAAAAUCACUACCAUUUUCAGCUGUAUUUUCUUUUUCAGUCACUUAUAUUCCCUAAAGACUUGUGUUAAAAAUGCACACAGCAUGUAUGUCUCUUCAGCUGUGCAUGGGCUAAAACAGGAAAAGGUCCUUGUUUCAUUACUUUGUACACUUAUUUAUUCAAUCAAAGGUACUUCCUGGCUACUACUCUUAACUGAAAAUGGUUCUAUUAUUCCUCAUCUUUUUGGAGGCACGCUAUAUUUGGUGAAAAUUUAAAACCGUGAAUCUGAAA
Molecule: messenger RNA, 1446 nt
Organism: Podarcis raffonei (Aeolian wall lizard)
Lineage: Eukaryota; Metazoa; Chordata; Lepidosauria; Squamata; Lacertidae
Gene: SCAMP1
Product: secretory carrier membrane protein 1
Exons: 9
Coding region: 144-1163 (339 amino acids)
Biological process (GO): protein transport
Cellular component (GO): trans-Golgi network membrane; recycling endosome membrane
Source: RefSeq, a predicted model, not a curated record